Messenger RNA from Adineta ricciae, 1254 nucleotides. NCBI's taxonomy places the organism in Eukaryota, Metazoa, Rotifera, Eurotatoria, Adinetida, Adinetidae. The record is from the annotation of a GenBank genome assembly.
AUGUUCGUGCGACGAUAUCUGAUCGUUCUUCUUCUUACUAUUCUUCUGUUUGCCACUCUUCGUCUUUCACCUAAUCGUUCGAAAAUAUUAAAUGAACAAGAAUCAUCUAGUUGUUCACAAUUAUGUCCUUAUGUGAUGAAUUUAUCGUACGACUAUCUUCAUUUCGAUUCACAUCAUCUAACUCGACAUUAUCCUGACUUUGUUUGUCAAUUGAAUUUUCGUAAUAUGGCCGAUUGGGUUUACGGUUGGCCGUAUGCAUCUCACGAGCGAAUCGAAACAACAAGAAAUGGAAAACACAUUGCCCCGUGUCUACCUGAUGGUAGUAUUAUCUAUGUUAGCGUUUGGGCGAUUGGCACAUUCUUCACGGAUGUUUAUCCACAUCUUAUUCAUAGAUUUGUUCUAAUUACGGGUGAAGGUGAUUUGUCUUCGCCGAUUCUUGACUAUCUCGAACGAACCGAUUCGAAAAUUAUCCAUUGGUUUGGUCAGAAUGGCGCAAUUGCUAGUUCGACGAGCAAGAAAUUCACUCAUAUUCCAAUCGGUCUUCAAUGUUAUGAAAUGGCCGAAGCAAUGAAAACGAUCUACAAAGAGCAGAGUAACUACACACUACCACAACUAUAUGGCGAUAUAGACGAGCCGAUAAAGUACAUUCAACCAAUGGACAUGACUCAUCGAAUAUUGUUUAACAAAGAUAGUAUGUUGAAAAAAAAUCUUUUGCUCAUCAACUUUUUGUCGAAGAACGAUGAAACAGGAUUGCGCCGGCGUAUUUGGAAAGAUUUAUGCAUACAUAGGAAGAAAAAUCAAUCAUUUAUAACGUGUCUCAGUAAAACUCCUGGUGUUAAUCCAUCAAAUCUUAUUGAUGUCUAUCGACGAAAUCGUGAACAUUCAUUCUGGUUAUCACCGCGUGGCAACGGUCUUGAUUGUCAUCGGACGUGGGAAGCCUUGUAUUUGGACAUGAUCCCUAUCGUUUGGAAUUCGUCGCUUAAUGUCCUUUAUGAAAACUUGCCUGUUGUUGUUAUUCAGGAUUAUAAAGAGAUUACAGAAGAAUUUUUGAAUGAGAAAUUGAAGAAAAUUUCGACGGCGAAGUUUUAUCAAAUGAAACACACAUAUCGUAUGGAAAAAUUACGUAAUGCAUAUUGGCGUCGAUUAAUUUUAAUCAAAUCUAGACAUUCGAUAAAAGAGAUUAAUAAACGAACGAAUCUCUGCUGGAGAGUAGCAAAUUCCACAAAAUCGUCAGUCUUCCCGUGGAAAAAAUAA